GCCUCAUUUCACCACCCAAAAAAAAAGCAUUCGAGUUCAAAUUGCCAAGCUUCAAUGGCGGAGGAAGUGAUAUUGUUGGACUUCUGGCCGAGCCCGUUCGGGAUGAGGGCCCGGAUUGCUCUGAGAGAGAAGGGUGUGGACUUUGAUCUGAGGGAGGAGGACCUUCUGAGCAACAAGAGUCCCCUGCUCUUGGAGACGAACCCCGUCCACGAGAAAAUCCCCGUCCUCAUCCACAAAGGCAAGGCGGUUUGCGAGUCCCUCGUCAUCGUCCAGUACAUCGAUGAGACUUGGGGUCACGAGUGCCCUCUGUUGCCUUCAGAUCCUUACGAACGCACUCGUGCCAGGUUUUGGGCCGACUAUGUGGACAAGAUAUUUCCAGUGGGGCGAGCUGCAUGGCUGUCUACGGGGGAGACCCAGGAGGCGGCGAAGGAAGAGUACAUCCAGGGGUUCAAGACGUUGGAGGGAGAGCUUGGGGACAAGGCUUACUUUGGAGGGGAGAGGUUUGGGUAUGUGGAUGUGUCGCUGAUACCGUUGUAUAACUCAUUCUAUGCUUUGGAGAAACUGGCCAACUGCAGCGUUGCGGAGGAGUGCCCCAAGCUGGUGCAAUGGGCUGAGCGGUGUAUGCAGAGGGAGAGCGUGGCCAAGUCGUUGCCGGACCCGCACAAGGUCUAUGACUUCCUCUUGGUACUCAAGAAGAAGCUUCAGCCCCAGUAGAAUCUGAGUCUGAUUAUGCUCAUCUCAUUACUCUUUCGUUCAGAACCCUUCUCCUCUGGUUGAGGCUCACUCUUUCCACUUUCGACAAUUUCCAUUCAGUAUUAUGUUUUGAAUAAUUCAUGACUAUUAGCCAAUGAAUGUUGAAUCUAAUAAAAGAGAAAAUGCUAUCAUUCA
Messenger RNA from Eucalyptus grandis, 888 nucleotides. Its product is annotated as glutathione S-transferase U19. The record is from RefSeq and is a predicted model, not a curated record. The transcript is spliced from 2 exons. The coding region runs from base 55 to 714 and encodes 219 amino acids. Gene Ontology annotation, cellular component: cytoplasm. NCBI's taxonomy places the organism in Eukaryota, Viridiplantae, Streptophyta, Magnoliopsida, Myrtales, Myrtaceae. Gene Ontology annotation, biological process: glutathione metabolic process. Gene Ontology annotation, molecular function: glutathione transferase activity.